Messenger RNA from Rhopilema esculentum, 1905 nucleotides. The record is from RefSeq and is a predicted model, not a curated record. Lineage: Eukaryota; Metazoa; Cnidaria; Scyphozoa; Rhizostomeae; Rhizostomatidae.
AUCCAGAUGUGCCCGUCAGUUAGAUGCCCAGAAUCUACAAGGUGGAUCCUUGACUCUGAUUGGUUCGUUUAAGUGAUGACAUACCGUGAUUAGAAUCCAGUGCUUCACUUCAAGAUGGUCGAUGGCGUCAGUGUUGUGAUAAACGGGCAUAAAGCAAAGACCGGAGUAACCAUAACAGGCUUGGUUUAAGAAAGCAAGCAGCUUUUUGUAAGACGCAAACAGUGACCAUGUCCCGAAUGGGAACAAUGAGAGACAGGCUGAGCAGGUCAAUAUCACCUGCAAAGUCCCCAUCCCAACUAUUCGACAGUCAUUUGGACUUAAAUGAUGUCAAUAUGUCAAGUUUAGUUGAGGAGUUAAAGGCAGCAAGAACAUUAAACAGAUCACUCACAGAAAAGCUUGCUCAAGCUGAGUCGGACCUGGAAUUAGCUCACAGGUGUAAAGAGGAAAUGCAAGUGGAAAUGGAAGCCAAGGUUGCUGCCAGAGGAGCUGCUCUUGUCGAUAAAAUAUAUGCUGCCCAAAAAGAAAGAGAUGCGGCGAUACUAGCACGCUUGAAAAUGGCCAAUGACGAAAGAAACGAAGCAGUUGAGCGACUUAAAAAUUGGAGAAAGACAGAGGUUUUGAUUCUGGUGAGUUUCAAUGAGCUUCUCCGAAAGGUCGAAUCUGCAGACAACGGGCGGCUUAUUGAACGGCAUGGCUCGGUCAUAGCAGAUCGACUUGCAAAGGUUCAGCGAAUGCCAAACAAAAGAAAAAAUGUUGAUGAUGAACAGAGGUUGAUUAAAGAGAGAGAUGAAGCAAGAUCUCAGGUGAAACGACUUGAAGAAGAAAUUGAGAAAAUCAAGAAAGAGAAGACAGAAAAUGAAGAAAACAGGAGAAAUAGUGAAAGAACUCGAUUAAAAGCUUGUCAGGCGCAAUUGAAAUCUGUGCUGCGAGAAAAGGAAGACGCGGACAACAGAGCAAGGCAACUCAAAGAGGAACUGGAAAAUUUAAGAGUGUACUACAGCUUACACAAGUCGUUAUCGCAAGAACAAGGUUUAAGAGACCAAUUCAACUCAACAAUGGACAAUUUCGAAGAAAAAUUAAGAGCGACCGAGGGCGAACUACAGCUGGCUCAGCGAAACUACGAGGACGCUGUGGCAAAGGCAAACGCGCUCAUCCGCGAAAAGAGUGCUAUGGCGUCACAGCUCCAUGACACUUUGGCACAACUCAAAGAAGAGAAAACACGAGCUGAUAAGCUAGAACGUCUUGUCGCUGUACUGCGCAAAAGAAUUGCAGGGAAUCCUGUGACAGAACAAAUGUGAUAUUCAUGUCUACUCACUUUUCGAAAGGAGUUAGAGAUUUAGAAAAAGCGACUAUCUAAACGAAACUGCUCUCUGAACAAUACCCCUCUCUGAACAAUUGUCUGAACGGGACUGAUGUAUAUCAAUGUAUGUCGAUUCGAGCUUGAAGUUUUUAAACUCUAUGUUUCAUAACUGUAAAUAAAAGGAUCUUUGUAUAUGUUAGUAUUUAACAAUUCUGAUAGCUUGUGAUUACAUAAUAGAAGCACCCUGUGGUUUUUUAUGGUUUAGAUAUUGAUAAUUAACCCUUGCUGGUUUUACUAUAUCGAAGUUUAUUAAAUCGAACUUUAGCGCACAGUAUUGUAAUUACUGUUAUCCGCUUAGGAUUUUAGACUCAUGAUUCACAUAUAAACCGUUGUAUGAAUUGAAAUUGGUUGUAUUCUAACCGUUUUCUGAUCCACGAUGCCAGUAUUGAUACCUCAAUUGGUCAUAGUGUGUGUACAAGAUGUACUCUCACUUUGCAGUUGAGAUUAGAAUUUGCCAAUCCGGGUUUACACUCCUUUGUACUUUACAUUCCUGUACACUCCUAUUGUCAUUUAUCCUGUUUCUCUGCAAGCUUUCAAUGAUUAUC